Molecule: messenger RNA, 1025 nt
Organism: Rubroshorea leprosula
Lineage: Eukaryota; Viridiplantae; Streptophyta; Magnoliopsida; Malvales; Dipterocarpaceae
Source: the annotation of a GenBank genome assembly
CAACCAAGCAAAUUAGAUCGAUUUCACAUAUUUUGGCGAUGGCAAGUUCCUCCAGCUUAGUCUCAGCGAAUGUAAGAAGACUAGAAGGGAAGGUUGCCAUCAUCAUCGGCGGCGCUAGAGGCAUGGGUGCGUCCGCUGUUAGAAUCUUUUGCAAACAUGGAGCUAAAGUGCUGAUCGCCGACGUCCAAGAUGAGUUAGCCAAAUCUAUCUGCAACGAACUGGGGCCUGAAUCUGCUUCCUUCAUUCACUGUGACGUCACAAAGGAAGAGGAUGUCAAAAAGGCCGUGGACACUGCCAUCUCCCAAUUCGGAAAGCUCGAUAUCAUGUUCAACAACGCCGGUAUCAUUGGACCAAUUGCGAAACCCGGCAUUUUAGAUAGCAGUGUCUCUGAAUUCCAGCAGGUUCUUAAUGUGAACCUCGUUGGAGCAUUCUUAGCGAUCAAGCAUGCAGCGCAGGUGAUGAUUCCUGCUGGUCAAGGUAGCAUAAUCAACACCGCUAGCAUCGCUUCCAUGUUUGGCGGUGCUGCCUCACACGCCUACACAAGUUCAAAGCAUGGUGUGCUUGGGUUGAUGAGGAAUGCUGCGGUAGAGCUGGGACAAUAUGGCAUUCGCGUGAAUUGCGUGUCACCAUAUAUGGUGGCCUAUGAAGAGGCGACAAGGAAUAUGUUCAAGAAACCUGGAGUUGCAAAUCUCAAAGGAGAGAUUCUGGAGCCAGAGGAUGUGGCAGCGGCGGCACUUUUCUUAGCAAGUGAUGAGUCCAAGUAUGUGAGUGGACACAAUAUGAUCCUUGAUGGAGGCUUCACUAUUACAAAUUCAGGUUUUUCUAUUUUUAACCUGAAUCGUAGGUCACAAAUUAUCUAAUAAUUUUGUAAUAAACUUGAAUAAGUAGUUUUGCUCUUCCUACAAGAGCUGACUAAUAGGGUUGAAGAUUUUAUUUACUAUAGCUGAGUGAGUAUGUGUUUUACUGAAAUUAAAAAAAGAAAAACCUAUAAAUUUUAAUAUGCAUAAUAAAAGUAUUGAUAUAAU